This is a messenger RNA of Habropoda laboriosa, 855 nucleotides long. RefSeq lists its product as uncharacterized. Lineage: Eukaryota; Metazoa; Arthropoda; Insecta; Hymenoptera; Apidae. The record is from RefSeq and is a predicted model, not a curated record. The transcript is spliced from 4 exons. Bases 49 to 855 code for a protein of 268 amino acids.
GUGAACGAUCGUGCCGAAACCCUUGGCCAUGAUAUCGGCCUCGGAAGCAUGCAGAAGCCACUGAGAGAGCUGGGCCGGUUGUGCCUCAAUGCGGGUGAGCAGAGCAACGACGUCGUCGCGGAAGUGUGCACCGAGGCACGCGGAGGGCUUCCUCUGCUGCAGGUAUGGCCGAGCGAUUCACCGAGAGGCGAGGCCGAUGGACAGGCGCAGGCAUUCGUCUUUCCGGACGUCCAGGAGAACGUCAAUGACAGUGGCAUCGAGUCCAUACAGGCGUCGCCGUCGCCAUGCGGAGUAGCAAGUACUAGCCCAGCCGCGACGCCUCAACAAUCUCGUCGUGCCAGUCUACUUCAUCCUGACCACGCUCGGCUGCAGCUGCAUCAUUUGCAUCACAAUCACCACAAUUCAGGGGCUAAGAGUCCACCGACGCCAGACAGAGCGUCCAUCGACGAGGAACCUCCACUUCCGCCCAGUCCAUCGAGUUCGACCACCAGUAGUCUACGUUCGAUGCCAAGUUCCGCCAAUGCUCCUAUUAAUUCGCAAGACAGGAGACGCAGUAGCAGGUACAGCAUGUUCGACGCCCUGGACCUAGAGUACGCGCUUCUGAGGGCAGCAGCUCGUGGUUCAGUUGGCCCAUACUCUCUAUCCGAGUCUUUGCACAAGCUAACCUUCACACAGAGCCUAGCGUUCCCUGCGUUGGCCCGUGGUCUCGCAUCGAAGCAGAGUGUGCCCACCAGGAGGCCGCAACAACAUACAGAGAGCGGACUGAACGCGUUCGCCAAGGUAGUUACCGCUCUGGUGCUAGUUCUCGUCAGUGUUCUAGUGUUUGGUGUGGUAUACAAAUUUGUGAGGACGUGA